This is a messenger RNA of Ambispora leptoticha, 1361 nucleotides long. NCBI's taxonomy places the organism in Eukaryota, Fungi, Glomeromycota, Glomeromycetes, Archaeosporales, Ambisporaceae. The record is from the annotation of a GenBank genome assembly.
AUAUGACGACUGAUCUUUUUUUACAAACGAUGAACACCUUCAACAAGCAAAGAUUAAUUCGCCUGCCGAAACCAGCAACGUGGUGCAAGCGUGGUUAUUUUGUGGAUAUUGUGGGUCAUCCAGAUGUUAUAUUCGGUAGCGCCGAUAAUAAUGAUGAAUUAGAGUCAUGGUCAGUCGAUCAUUUAUUUUCAGUAGUCGAAAUUAAACCUGAAUGGCUUAUGAGAAUUGCGCUGGGGGAGGAAUUAAUCGACGCGCACAACCAACCUGUUGUAAAUAUCGAUGUGGACGAAGGAAAGCAAAUUCAUUUACACGAGAAGUACAACAGCGCAGUGGACAUGAUUGAUGAUGGCACAACUGAAUAUACACGUUGUCAAAAAAUCGUCAAACUAAUUCGGCAGAUUUUCGGAUAUAUGGUCAUUAAUGAUAUGCGAUAUGGCCUACUCACGUCAUACACUCGAACGUGGUUCCUCCACCGUCAAAAUAAAGAUCCAAAUAUUCUUUACAUUUCUCCUUCUGUUGAUAUUGAUCAAAGCCACACGUCGACUCAACCCUCGUUCUUAGAAUGCAUGCAUUAUUUCGAAGACCUAUGCAUGGCAGACCCAUUUGUGCACUCAUCACCACCUACCACUGACCUUGAAUAUGUCGAAAAUGAUGAUGACAAUGAAGACGAAAUUGAAAAUGCUUCCGAAUAUGAAGAUGAGAGUAAUUAUUUUUGGUCAAAUAAAUUUACAUCCCUCCAAGGUGAAGUUAAAAUCGAAAAGAUGAGAAACUAUAAUCGUAGUCGGUUUUUGCUUGGAAGUGUACUGGGACAUGGUCGAUCAGGAGUUGUUCUGACAGCUAAACUCUGUGGAAAGACAGGCGCUCUCAAACUGGCUGACCUAUACAAAAACAAGGAAUUACUGGAGGAAAUGCUUAAUGAAAUCAGAAUCUACGUCGGACCACUCAUCGACAUUCAAGGCGUGCAUAUCCCAAAGCUUCUACGAUUCGGUAUUCUUCAUGAAGCGUUUGUCUUCAUUCUUAUGACAUCAGCUGGAAUUUCGUUUGCGAAGUUGGGAAAUGACGUUAUGAAAAAGGAGAAACUGUUGGCCGUUGAGGGCUUACAAGCGAUCCAUAAAAGAGGGAUAUUGCAUGGUGAUAUUAGAUUGGAGAAUAUAAUGGCGGAGAAAAAUCACUUGACGGGUCAGAGUCGUGUGUGGUGGAUCGAUUUUGCUUUGAGCAAAACAGGAGCGAGUGCAAAAGAUCUAGAUAGGGAGUUGAUCGAAUUGAAACGUUUGCUUCGUUUAGUAGACCAGAAAGGGCCCAAUAAGAAGCGUCGCCGAUCUACUUCGGGUAUAGGUGCUCCCGAUGCAAUACACUUUUAG